AUGGCUCACUUCCUUGUUCAUGCAUUUCUUUGGUUGGGUCUCGCAACCACUGCAUUUUCAUUGUCCCCCAAAUUUUAUGACAAAGUUUGUCCCCAAGCUUUGCCUGCCAUCAGGAAAGUUAUUGAGGCUUCUAUCCACCGUGAGCGGAGAAUGGGAGCCUCUUUUCUUCGUCUGCACUUCCACGACUGCUUCGUUAACGGCUGUGACGGUUCACUUCUUCUGUAUUCGACGCCUGCUUUUGUUACCGAGAAAAAUGCACGUGGAAAUUUGAACUCUGUGAGAGGGUUUGAAGUUGUAGAUCAAAUUAAGGGUGAAGUGGAUAGAGUCUGUGGACGCCCUGUGGUCUCUUGUGCUGAUAUCUUAGCCGUAGCAGCCCGAGAUUCGGUAGUUGCGCUUGGAGGCCCGACAUGGAAGGUUCGUUUGGGAAGGAGAGACUCAACCACUGCCAGAAUAGAUUUAGCAAACACCUCGCUUCCAUCGGCAUCAAUGGAUCUCCCUGACUUGAUCAACAACUUUAAGAAGCAGGGCUUGAACAAGAGAGAUCUCAGACACAUGUCCAUGCACCGGAGGGAACACGAAUACGCUCCUUUCGACUCAACGGCUGCUCAUUUUGACACGACAUACUUCAAAAACUUGGUGAAGCAAAGGGGUCUACUCACCUCGGAUCUAGCACUUUUCAAUGGUGGCUCCACUGAUAAACUCAUAAAGAGUUACAGCUUGAACCCUAAUGCUUUCUGGGUUGAUUUUGGAAAGUCUAUGAUUAGGAUGGGAAACAUUAAGCCUUUGACUGGAAAAGGACAGAUUCGUGUCAACUAUAGGAAGGUGAAUUAUUGA
Molecule: messenger RNA, 834 nt
Organism: Hibiscus syriacus
Lineage: Eukaryota; Viridiplantae; Streptophyta; Magnoliopsida; Malvales; Malvaceae
Product: peroxidase 70-like
Exons: 4
Coding region: 1-834 (277 amino acids)
Biological process (GO): hydrogen peroxide catabolic process; response to oxidative stress
Molecular function (GO): heme binding; peroxidase activity
Source: RefSeq, a predicted model, not a curated record